Cyprinodon variegatus (sheepshead minnow) is the source of this 3329-nucleotide messenger RNA. It is a transcript of the gene galnt13, whose product is annotated as polypeptide N-acetylgalactosaminyltransferase 13. Gene Ontology annotation, cellular component: Golgi apparatus. The transcript is spliced from 12 exons. The coding region runs from base 542 to 2212 and encodes 556 amino acids. Lineage: Eukaryota; Metazoa; Chordata; Actinopteri; Cyprinodontiformes; Cyprinodontidae. The record is from RefSeq and is a predicted model, not a curated record.
GCAGAGCUGAGGUUAGAUCCUAUGGAGCAUUUUAGCUUAUAAACAGCCGCAGAAUAGGUCCGUGGAUAUUCACCCGAGUGAAAGAAUAAGAAAAUCCUUCCUAUCGAACAGCGUGACUGCGGCUACGUCAACUGCAUUGGCUCAGAAAUGACAUGCAGGAGUCCAAACAGGUACCAGGAGAGGUCUGACUGGACCGACAGCGGCUGAGGCUCACUGGUCUGCAGACUAUCCCGGUCUAAAAUGGACUGCAGCUUAGGCAUUAUCUGCAGACAUUGUCCGCUCCCAGUCUAGAUUAGUUACUGGUUUAUUUGUUGCGCCUUUGAUCAUGUUCAACAUGUUGCCUGGCAGCGAGGCUGCAGCAGGUCACAGGUUCACUGCUCCCAUAUUUUAGGAUGAUGUCUCCUGGCCAUACCUGCUCCGUCUCAUCCCUCCAUGCUUUCCCCCACCUCCGGUGAUCAAACACGUCUCCAGCUGUCUGAGACAUCCAAGGUCCUCGCCUCCAUCCCUCUUGUCUGGCUGACUGACUGACUUCCCAGAGGUGAUGCGGCGGUUUGUUUACUGCAAGGUGGUGUUGACCACCUCCUUAGUGUGGGUGCUGGUUGACGUGUUCUUGCUGCUGUACUUCAGCGAAUGCAACAAAUGUGAUGAGAGGAAAGAUCGCUCUCUACUCCCUGCCCUCCGAGCAGUGAUAUCUCGGAGCAACGAGGGUCCAGGCGAGAUGGGAAAAGCAGUAAACAUCCCAAAAGACGACCAGGAGAAGAUGAAGGAGCUUUUUAAGAUCAACCAGUUCAACCUGAUGGCCAGCGACAUGAUUGCCCUCAACAGGAGUCUACCAGAUGUCAGAUUGGAUGGCUGUAAGACCAAGAUGUACCCAGAUGACUUGCCCAACACCAGCAUUGUCAUCGUGUUUCAUAACGAGGCAUGGAGCACCCUGCUGCGGACCGUUCACAGUGUCAUCAAUCGCUCCCCGAGGCACCUACUAGUGGAGAUCGUCCUGGUGGAUGAUGCCAGUGAGCGAGACUUUUUAAAGGCGAAGCUGGAGACUUACGUUCAGACCCUAGAGGUGCCGGUGAAGAUUGUGAGGAUGGAGCAGCGCUCGGGUCUGAUCAGAGCCAGGCUGAGGGGGGCAGCCGUCACCACAGGCCAAGUCAUCACCUUCCUGGAUGCUCACUGCGAGUGUACAGUGGGCUGGCUGGAGCCCCUGCUGGCUCGUAUCAGAGAGGACAGAAAAGCAGUGGUGUGCCCCAUCAUAGACGUCAUCAGCGAUGAGACAUUUGAGUACAUGGCGGGUUCGGAUAUGACUUAUGGUGGGUUCAACUGGAAGCUGAACUUUCGGUGGUACCCAGUUCCCCAGCGGGAGAUGGAUCGACGUAAAGGAGACCGAACUCUUCCAGUCAGGACUCCCACAAUGGCAGGAGGGUUAUUCUCCAUAGACAAAACCUAUUUUGAAGAAAUUGGAAGCUAUGAUCCAGGGAUGGAUAUAUGGGGUGGAGAGAACCUGGAAAUGUCUUUCAGAAUCUGGCAGUGUGGCGGUUCCUUGGAAAUUGUAACAUGCUCACAUGUUGGGCACGUUUUCCGCAAGGCCACGCCAUACAGCUUUCCUGGAGGUACUGGCCAAGUUAUCAACAAGAACAACCGACGGCUGGCUGAAGUCUGGAUGGACGAAUUCAAAGACUUCUUUUACAUCAUCUCACCAGGUGUGAUGCGGGUGGACUAUGGAGACGUCUCCUCCCGCAAAGCUCUUAGAGAGGCCUUGAGGUGCAAACCAUUUUCCUGGUAUCUAGAGAACAUCUAUCCAGACUCCCAGAUCCCAAGAAGAUACUACUCACUUGGUGAAAUCAGAAAUGUGGAGACAAACCAGUGUGUGGACAACAUGGGACGGAAGGAGAAUGAGAAAGUUGGCUUUUUCAACUGUCAUGGCAUGGGUGGCAACCAGGUCUUUUCAUAUACAGCGGAUAAAGAAAUCCGGACGGAUGACCUUUGUUUGGAUGUCUCCAGGCUUAACGGACCCGUCAAAAUGCUCAAGUGUCACCACAUGAAGGGAAACCAGAUGUUUGAGUACGACACCGAGCACCUCACACUGCUCCACGUUAAUAGCAACCAGUGUUUGGACAUGCCAUCUGAGGAGGACAAGAUGGCCCCCACCCUGAGAGACUGCAGCGGUAGCCGCUCCCAGCAGUGGCUGCUUCGUAACAUGACUCUGAGCAUCUGAUCCCUCAUCAUCAGUCCCACCUCUUCCUGCUUCUAACCUGUCCUCCAUCCAGACCCUCACCAGGUGGAUCUUCAAUCUAUGCUUCCUCCUGCAGCUGCCUGGCCACCAGUCAUAAAGAAGCUGGAGCGCAGCUGAGGCUUAACUUUCUCUAUGGAGUCAUAUCCUGUUACAGCUGGCCUAAGGUUUAAGCAAAGCCCCACCUGCCUUUCUGACCUCACAAUAAGAUGCAGCUUUAGGUGGUGUACAGGCUGGGAGAAUAUUGCAUGGGGCCUGAGCAUACGGAACAUGGAAGCAUUUGCUUGUAGCUGCCGCUGUGCUGAAAGUUAAACAAGUAAACAGAAGAGCUGGUUAAAUAUUGAACUAUCCAAACAUAGUCUGUGGUGUUAUUGAGUGCAUCUAAUGGUGGUAAAAUCUUAGCACAGCUGAUUUGCUGUUCAUCUUUUGUAUCAUCACUUUCUCCUUUGCCCAGAUUAAAAAAUAAAAAAAGGUCCAGCCUUAGUUUGAUAGGAUGGAUUCAGUAAGAAAAUAUGGUGACAAAACACAGGGUACUAUUUUUAUUUAUUCAGGUUUCCUUUGGUAUUAAAAUAAAAAUUGAGUUUUUGGUUAGAUUCAUUUCCUUUUCCAAAAACAGAAAGACAAACUUAUACAUUUUCCUUUUCCCCCUGGAUGCAUACCUCCCCCCAUUUGUCAGGUCUCGUCUGUAAACAUGGUUUUUCAUUUUAUAAAGCAUACAGAGAUAACAGCCCAUGAUCAGAUGGUGACCCAUGAAAUUGUUGCUAUGAAACACACAAUAUAGAGAAGGCAAUUCAAUAAAAAACUGAAAGAUAAGAGUUGUACCUCUUGUUAAAUCAGUCAAUACAUUUGAUUAACCUCAUUAUUUGGUUCAGCUUUGCUAAAACACUCAGGCCUGGUAUCAGUGAGGCUUAUAAGAAUCACUUAAAAGGAAUUAUGUACAGUAUGCAUAUGUGGAGAGAAGAAAAUUGUGAACCUUUCCAGGAGUGGCUAACAAUAUUACUCUAAAAGUGCCUCAGUUGGUUGUAAGGUACACAAAACAUAUGAAGCCCAGGAGAGUGCAUUUUAGUCAUGACAACCAUGGACAUGUUUUAAAGUAAAACAA